AUGUCUCGGGCCCAAUCGGUAAUCACGUUGCCGUACGACGUACCAUAUAAUUGGCAAGAAGACCAAUACACCCGAGGCUGGAUCCUGUCCUCGUUCUACUGGGGCUACGUGGUGACGCAUCUGCCGGGUGGCAUGCUGGCCGAGCGCUACGGCGGCAAGUACUCGCUCGGCUUGGGUAUCCUGUCGACGGCGAUUUUCACACUGUUGACCCCAGUUUCGGUGGACGCCGGUGGGGCGGUGGCUCUGAUCGUGCUCAGGGUACUGAUGGGCCUCGGCGAGGGCACGACCUUCCCGGCGCUCAAUGCCAUGCUUGCCCAAUGGACGCCGCCCGAGGAGAGAUCGAAAAUCGGCUCGCUCGUCUUUGCCGGCGCUCAAUUGGGCACGGUGUUCGCGACGACAGUGUCGGGCCUGAUAAUGCACCACUCGAGUUCCGGCUGGCGCAUGGUGUUCUACGUGUUCGGGGGCAUGGGUGUCCUCUGGUUUCUCGUCUGGGUGGUACUUUGCUACAACAACCCGCGGGAGCACCCGUUCAUCUCGGAGGAGGAGGCCAAGUACCUCGACGAGCGCAUGAGCGCGCACACCCACCAAAAACCACCGCCCGUGCCUUGGCGUCACUUGUUGCGCUCCGCCCCCGUGUGGGCCCUCAUCGCCGCCCAAAUCGGCCACGACUGGGGCUUCUUCACCAUGGUCACCGAUCUCCCCAAGUACAUGGCGAGCGUCAUCAAACUCCCCAUCAAGGACAACGGCUACUGGUCCUCCCUGCCUUACCUGUGCAUGUGGUUCUUCAGUUGCUUCGCCUCGUGGCUCGCCGAUUGGAUCAUCGUUCGCCGUUACCUAUCCACCACCACGGUACGGAAAGUCGGGACCACCAUUGCCUCCAUCGGCCCCGGCGUCUUCAUCAUCCUCGCCUCGUACGCCAGCUGCAACGUUACCCUCGUCAUCGUCUACUUCACCGUCGGCAUGACCCUCAUGGGUGCCUUUUAUCCAGGCAUGAAGGUCAACGCGUUGGAUCUCAGUCCGAAUUAUUCGGGCACGUUGAUGGCCAUGGUCAACGGUAUCGGGGCCUUCACGGGGAUCAUAACCCCGUACAUAGUGGCCGAAUUGGCACCUCAUUCGACCCUCUUCGAGUGGCGUUUGGUCUUUUGGAUCGUCUUGGGCGUGUUCAUCGCGACAAACGUCAUUUUCAUCGUGUACGCGAGUGGCGAGGUGCAGCCCUGGAACGACCCCGCCUUCGAGAGGAACGGCCAACAGGGCAAGUCGUCGUUGAAGAUCCAGGAGGCCACCAUAGGUGCCAUUUACGGGAAAAAAUCGGCCGGAGGCGCGUGAUGGCCAAUCCUACGUUCUUCGUUUUCGCGGGUAAAUGGAAGUGGCAGUUGGCGGGGAAAAAGGGGACAUUCGCGCUCGGAGACGCUAUAUUAUAUACGUACUUAUACGAACGUCGUGUGUUACCUGCAGUGUGUACAACUGCGCACGUAGUCGAGUACCAUUUUUGUCCUCGAUCGAGCAAUCAACGGGAGCAAUUUUGUUUUGUCUGUGAUCCAGAUUUCAAAAGGAAAACACGAUGAUGAUACGAUUCAAUGGUUUGUUAUCGCUGUGCGCUAGUUUUUACGACUUUUACAUAGUUUACUCUUUGUUAUGUCAUGCAAUUAUACACUACACGUCCCGUGUCGACUCUGUACAUAAACGAACUUGUUAAUGCAAUAACUAAGUCACUAUUACGAGAUUACAGUUGUAAAUAAUCCAUACCUACCUAGGGAAAUACUUAUUAUUAUGGUAAACGACAUUUUGCUAAGAGAUUACUAGACUCAAUGUGGAGUUACGCAAA
Molecule: messenger RNA, 1825 nt
Organism: Copidosoma floridanum
Lineage: Eukaryota; Metazoa; Arthropoda; Insecta; Hymenoptera; Encyrtidae
Product: dietary and metabolic glutamate transporter
Biological process (GO): transmembrane transport; monoatomic anion transport
Cellular component (GO): membrane
Molecular function (GO): transmembrane transporter activity
Source: RefSeq, a predicted model, not a curated record